Physeter macrocephalus (sperm whale) is the source of this 913-nucleotide messenger RNA. It is a transcript of the gene ITGAL, whose product is annotated as integrin subunit alpha L. Gene Ontology annotation, cellular component: external side of plasma membrane; integrin complex. Lineage: Eukaryota; Metazoa; Chordata; Mammalia; Artiodactyla; Physeteridae. Gene Ontology annotation, biological process: cell adhesion mediated by integrin; cell-matrix adhesion; integrin-mediated signaling pathway. The record is from RefSeq and is a predicted model, not a curated record. The coding region runs from base 194 to 913 and encodes 239 amino acids. The transcript has 7 exons. Gene Ontology annotation, molecular function: integrin binding.
UUCACAACCCCUCCAGGCACAACCCUCUCUCCCCCAGUGCAGUGUCACCAGCCUGGCGCCUCUGUGAGAAAGUUCCACUGCAAGAGGCCCCGAGGCAUUAUCAUUUCCCUCUUUCACCCUGUCUAGGUUGCCAGUAAAUCCCAAGAGCCCUCUGAGACUGCACCUGGGUCGGGUGCCUCCAGCCCCUUGAAAGAUGAAUUCCUGCAUCAUGGUGAUGAGGCUGCUGCUGUCUGGGCCUUUUCUCUUUGCCCCAGCCUGGAGCUACAACCUGGAUGCGCGACACGUGCAAAAUUUCUCCAUCCCACACGCCGGGAGGCAUUUUGGGUACCGCGUCUUGCAGGUUGGAAAUGGGGUUGUCGUGGGAGCUCCAGGUGAGGGGAACAACACGGGAAACCUCUAUCUCUGCCAGCCAAGCACUGGACACUGCCUGCCAGUCAGACUGAGUAGUUCCAACUAUACCUCCAAGUACUUGGGAAUGACCUUGGCGACAGACCCCACAAGUGACAGCCUUUUGGCCUGUGACCCUGGGCUGUCUCGGACAUGUGACCAGAACAUCUAUCUAAGUGGCCUGUGUUACCUCUUCCGCCAGAAUCUGAGGGGUCCGGUGCUGGAAGGGCACCCUGGUUAUCAGGAAUGUAUAAAGGGCAACGUAGACUUGGUAUUUCUGUUUGAUGGCUCAAGGAGCUUGCAGCAAGAUGAAUUUCAGAAAAUUCUGGACUUCAUGAAGGAUGUGAUGAAGAAACUCAGCAACUCUUCCUACCAGUUUGCGGCUGUUCAGUUUUCCUCAACCUACAAAACAGAAUUUACUUUCUUGGAUUAUGUUAAACAGAAGGACCCUGAUAUUCUGCUUGCCAAAGUCGAACACAUGCGCCUGUUGACCAACACCUUUGGUGCCAUCAACUAUGUCGCGUGA